Periconia digitata is the source of this 3442-nucleotide messenger RNA. NCBI's taxonomy places the organism in Eukaryota, Fungi, Ascomycota, Dothideomycetes, Pleosporales, Periconiaceae. The record is from the annotation of a GenBank genome assembly.
CAUACUGCUCUCCUCCUCAUCUAUGCUCUCCGUAUCUGUUUUUCCUUCUCUUCUUCUUUUUCUUUCCCUCUUAUUUUUCUAGUUCCUAACUGUCCCUCUUGUUCUGCAUGUCUUCCUGCUUCUUCGCUCUACGGAAGAAAAGAGAGGAGAUGGGAUAAUUGUUAGUCGCUGGUUGGCUUUGUGUAAACGAGAAUACAAAUCUACUACUGUAUUUCUCUUCUUCUCCUUCUUUUUACGCCAGUACUCUGGCAUUAUAUUCUGUGUAAUAAACUUCUGGCAAGCAUGUUUACACGCUAUCCCCUCUCUCUUAUCGACUACAAUGAUUGUAGAUAUAGUAAGAAACGUAGGGACGCACUAGUUGCUCAUGCGGUUAGCGUCUACCGAUUGGUUAUCCAUCCCAUCCUCUACAGUCUACGCCUACUUCCCACCAGCUUUACCUUGUUACUCACAAUUGCCAGGGUAGAACAUCUUCUCCAUCCUGUACAUGUUAUAUGCGGCGAUCUCCGGUCAUGGAGGAUAGCUCGGCUGUUCCUGCACAUCAUGAACCGGCACCGACGCGCGCAACCAGAUCCCAAUACCUCGGCGCCCGAAUCCUGGACUUUCUACACUGAUUGACAAAGUACCAUCCUAUUGAAGCAAUCGAAAUAGCCUUGCCUCUGGACGAUCAAGACAGCCAUACCCUCUACAGCUUCCAGUUUGCCUCCUCAUUUCCGAAGGUCGAUGCAUCCUACACGACCUUCCCGAAGAGGAUGGUGCAAAGAUGCCAUCUCGGCAAACCCGCGCCUCGCUCAUCCAACCAGCAGCAGCACGCGUAUCAGCCACGGCCCUUUGCCAAGCUACACCAUCACUCGUCUUCUUGUCGCGAUCUGACCCUGAGGCUCUGAGCAGCACCGCAUUGGCAUGCCUAAGAUUGCCUCCGAGCUUCGCCUCCAUCCAUCGCAUUGCAUGGCGUGAACUACCCGAUGUAUAAGACCUGGGGGGUUCCCCUCCCCCGGACCUCCAACGGAGAGAGUAGGACAUCCAGCCCUCGCCAAUCAUUCUGUGAACCAUCAUGUCUUCUUCGUCUCUCGUUCGAUUGUGCAGUCUCGCGGCAACCGUAGCCGUCUCGUCUGCCUUGACCAUUGCAGAGAUCAAUGGUGACAAGUAUCUCUCACCUUACAAUGGGCAGACUGUAUCCAAUGUCUCAGGCAUCGUCACGGCGAAAGGUCCCGAUGGCCUUUGGUUGCGCUCCGACGCAGAGCGCCGCCAGAACUUCACAACUUCAGAAUCCAUCUACGUCUUCGGUCGCGCAUUCGCUACAAACCUAACUGUGGGGGAUGCCAUUGUUGUUGGAGGUCAGGUCCAGGAAUACCGUUCCAACAAGGAUUACGUCUACUUAACCGAACUGUCCAGCCCCGUACUCCAGUCUAAAGGGUCGAGCGGAAACAACGUGGAGCCCCUCAUCAUUGGAGAAGAUACCGCUCAACCCCCAAGUGAGCAGUACAGCAGCUUGGAUGGAGGCGAUGUGUUUGCCGUCCCCAAUAACGUCUCGCUUGUCUCCGUGGCCAAUCCCGUUCUGAACCCCAAGCAAUAUGGAAUGGACUUUUGGGAGAGUUUGAGUGGUGAAUUGGUCAAAGUCAGAAAGCCAACGGCUAUUUCCAAGGCUAACAACUUCGGCGAUACGUGGGUUUAUGGUGACUGGGAGGUGACUGGGAAGAAUAGCCGUGCUGGCUUGACAACUGUCGACAAAGAUGCCAAUCCUGAAGCCAUCAUCAUCGGCUCGCCUCUGGAUGGAACUAAGAACCCGAAUGCUACCAAAUUGGGCGAUGAGCUCGAGGAAAUCACUGGAGUCGUCACAUACGCCUUCGGAUUCUAUCGCAUCCUCCCGACCACUGCUAUCACGGUGAAGAACUCCCAGGAACCCGCCCUUCCCUCAGCUACGAAGCUCAUCUCCGAGGGCAAGUGCAAUGGUCUCACUUUCGGCGCAUACAAUGUGGAGAACCUGUUCGCGGAGAGUGCCCAUCUUCCUACCAUCGCCUCUCACAUCGUGGAGUACCUCAACGCCCCCGACUUCAUGUUCCUGCAAGAAGUCCAGGAUGACAAUGGUCCCACUAAUGACGAUGUCGUGUCCGCCAACCUCACCCUCUCUGCCCUUACCGCCGCCAUCGCCGCAGCUGGAGGUCCAAACUACACAUUCACUGACAUUGCCCCGACGAAAAACCAGGAUGGCGGUGCACCAGGUGGUAACAUCCGAACAGCAUACUUGUACGACCCGUCCCUGAUCCGUCUUUCCAAGCCCAACCCCGGCACCAGCGUUGAUGCCAGUGAAGUACUCCCCGGCCCUACCCUCAAGUAUAACCCCGGCCGCAUCGAUCCUACGAAUGAAGCGUGGACCGCGAGCCGCAAGCCACUCGUCGCGCAGUGGGAACUCAUUGGCACGAACGGCACAGGCCAGCACACAUUUUUCACCGUCAACGUGCACUUCGGAUCAAAGGGUGGCAGCAGCAGUAUCCAGGGCGACGCUAGGCCUCCCGCGAACGGUGGUGUAGAGGACCGUCAAGCGCAGGCCGAGCUCACUGCCAACUUUGUCAAGUCCAUCCUCGACAUCGACCCCUCAGCCCGCAUCAUCACCGCCGGCGACUUCAACGAGUUCGCCUUUGUGAAACCAAUGACCGACUACGUCGCCCUCUCGGGCCUUCAGGACCUCGACCAAGUCGCCGGAAUCGAUCAACUGGAGCGCUACACGUACCUCUUCGACAUGAACUCCCAGCAGCUCGACCACAUGUACGUCUCGCCCGCCAUCGCCGAAGCACAAACCAAGGCACAGUACGAACACAUCCACAUCAACACGUGGCCGGAUAAGGCGGGCGAGACUAGCGACCACGAUCCUAGUGUUGCCAAGUUGGAUGUUUGUGCGCCUGCUGCUGCUGCUGCUUCGUACCGUGUGUAGAGGAUAUUUGAUCCCCAUAGUUAUUAUCUAUUUUCAACUGUGAGUGUGAGAGAGAAGGGGGGAUGGGAGUCUUCUUGUACAUAUUUACACGAUGAUGAAAAACAAAAAAAGAAAACGAGAAAAUUGAAAAAGUUCAAAAAACAAAACUAUUGUCUGCUUCUACUGCUGUAUAUCGUGAUGUGACGAACAGCUAGCAAGCUAAUUCUGUUUAUUUUUUUUUCUUUUACGUGUUUGGAAAAAGUUGGGUCUUACUGUUGAUGCAACGUUGAGGGUGGAAGAAAAACGCUACAUCACAAUCCGAGAAAAAAGAAGAAGAAGAAGAAGAAGAAGACAAGUCAAGUUCUUUUAACUUACCUAUUUAAGCGCUGCAUAGCUUCUACCUAAGCAUCUAUACACACAAUUGCGCACACACACACAUGCUCUAUAUCCCCCACAGCAAAAUCCCUCUACACAGCAUUCUCGAGUUACAAUAACAUGAACCAGAUCAAGAUAAGACAAACAACUCAAAUUUCC